Molecule: messenger RNA, 1697 nt
Organism: Colletotrichum navitas
Lineage: Eukaryota; Fungi; Ascomycota; Sordariomycetes; Glomerellales; Glomerellaceae
Product: Reticulon-domain-containing protein
Exons: 5
Coding region: 495-1607 (370 amino acids)
Source: RefSeq, a predicted model, not a curated record
CCGCCGCUGCACCACUCACCACACACAAAGUCUUUUUUAUUUUAUUUUCCCUCUUCCCUUCCCUUAUUUCCCCUGCCUUCCACCUGCUACUACCACUAUCCUCCACUUAUCCACACCCACCCACACCCUCCUCGCCUUUCUGGUUUUAUCUCCCCUAUCUCUCUCUGCCGGAGCUUCCAGACCUGAACAUCGUCACACAAUCAUAACACCUGGCCUUCUCUCGUCCUACAAACACCUCUCGCACCCUUUUUUUUAUCCCAACAUCUUCUCCAAGCUUCAGCUUCUGCCUCUGCUACUCGCUGCUUCCUGCCCCGAAACCAAAAACACCCCUCUAUAACCCUUCCUCCCCCACGCAGGCUCCGAUUUCUUGAAACGCUCCUAGCUUCCAAGUAGGUACCGGCAUCACACGACACCAAUUCCCACCGACCGCCAACUCUCCCCAAACACACGCACCAACACACAUCGCAGCAAAAGCUUCGUCGCCAUCUUCCACGAUGUCUGACUUCCCGGACGCGCCCACCACGGCUCCCUCUGCCAACGGCAACAGCUACAUCCAGGCCACCAAGGACAGUAAGGUACGUCGUUGCUGCCCAGUCCAGAGAUCCCGCGACUUCCGCGUCACAGAUCUUGCUUCCUCAGGGACCAUCCGGCUAAUGUGUGCAAACGCUGCCGCUGCCUACCAGCAGGUCUCUAACGGUCCCGUCGCUCAGAGUGUUAAGGACCAGUCCGCAAAGACUACCGCCGAGCUCGGCAACCUUGCCGCCGCUCGCAGAACGCCCUCCAACCCCGCUGCCACUGGCCAGCCGUUGACGCACUACCACUCCUUCUUCUCGGAGCUUAUCUCGUGGAACAACCCUCGUGCUUCGGCUAUCGCCUACAGCUCCAUCGUCGCCCUCAUCUUCGCUGCCCGCUACCUCGAUGUUUUGCGAUACAGCUUGAAGCUCACCUGGAUGGUGCUUGGCACCACCGUCCUUGCAGAGCUUGCCGGCAAGCUCGUCCUCAGCAACGGCCUCGCUACCCAGCUUCGCCCCAGACGUUACUUCGUCAUCUCCAGAGAGACGCUCGAUGCCGCCAUAGGAGACGUCCACGAGCUCGUCAACUUUUUCGUCAUUGAGGCUCAGCGCAUCAUCUUCGCUGAGAACGUUGGUGUUUCUGCUGCUGCUUUCAUCGGCUCCUUCAUCGCCUACUACCUCGUCAAGAUCGUUCCCUUCUGGGGCCUUUCCUUGAUCGCCACUACUGCUCUCUUCAUGAUCCCCCUCCUGUACACCUCCAACCAGGAACUCAUUGACGCCCAGCUCAACCGCGCCGGCGAGAUCAUCACCCAACAGACGAACCAGUUCCGCACCGUCGCCGGCAAGCACACCGCCGAGGCCACCAACAUCACCAAGCAGUACAUGGGUGACUACACUGCCAAGGCUCAGCAGCUCCUCGGCCGCCGCUCCGCCUCUCCCGAGGCCGCUCGCGCCCCCGCUCCUCCCUCCCAGGCUCCCGCCGACGUCCGCCCCUCCGUCGAGGAGCAGGACUUCCCUACUGCUCCCAAAUCCGACAUCCAGCCCGAGCCGGUUGUCCCGGAUGCCGAGGAGAAGACCCCCAUGGUCGCCUCCUAAACAUAUCGUUUGACUGGUUUUCUGAGUGUACACAGUUGAGCAGGCAUAUGACGUAUGUCUCUCGCUCGACGACAACGGAACGACUCAUGA